GCGGUGACGUCACGGCGGCGGAGCGCGCGGGGUCUCAGUGCCCGGGAUGAGCGAGGGAGGCGCGCAUCGCUCUCCCCGCACUCUCCCCGCACUCUCCCCACACUCUCCCCGCACUCUCCCCACGCUCUCGCAAGCACUGCCGCCGCCUCCGCGCUCUCCCCUCAUCGCUCUCCAUCAUGGAUGUAUACCAACAACAACAACAACAAGAAUAAUAACAACAACAACAAUCACAGACAGGACUGGUACGGCGCAGCAGCAGCAAGAAGAGGAGGAGGCGGAGGGAUGAACCCCGAGAUUCUCAUCGAUGCCAUGGGCGACAUCCACCACGAGCAGACGCAGCCCGGAGCACUGAUGAGCGCCGCGCACAGCCCUCACCACCGCCACCCGCAGCAGCCGCCCUACGAGCUGCCCGCCCCGGGCCGCGCCUCCAUGGUGCCCGGCAUGGUGGCCUCGAUGCUGGACGGGAGCGAAUACCGCGGGGAGCAUGGACUGCACCCGGCCAUCUCCAUGGGCUGCGAGUCCCCGCCCGGCAUCAGCUUGAGCAUGAGCGGCGGCGGCGGCGGCGGGGGGGGCGGCGGCGGCGGCGGCGCCGCUGGCGGCGGUGGCGGCGGCACCUACGCCACUCUGACCCCGCUGCAGCCUCUCCCACCCAUCUCGACCGUGUCGGACAAAUUCCACCACCACCACCAUCACCACCACCAGCACCACCACCAGCAGCAGCAACAGCAGCAGCAGCGGCUGGCGCACAACCUCAGCGGAUCGUUCACGCUCAUGCGCGACGAUCGGACUCCUCUGCCGGCCACCGUCAACAGCAUCUACGGGCACUACCACAAGGAGAUGGCGGCCAUGGGAUCGGCUCUUCCUCCGCCGCCGCCGCUCGCCUGCUCGGGCAUCGGCAACGGCCUCACGGCCAUGCACGCGGCCCAGCAGCCGCUGUCGGCCUACGGCCACCCGCCGGGCGCAGCGCUGUGCGGAGGGGACAAGAUGCUCGCGACGCACGGAGGCUUCGAUGGACACGCGGCCAUGCUGAGCCGCGCGGAUCAGUCGCUGGGACGCGGCCUCGCAUCUCCCACCGCGGGGAUGAUGUCCCUGAACGGGAUGCAAACUCAUCCUCACCACCCACACCCCCACCACCACCACCCGCACCAUCCUCACCACCACCCUCACCACCACCAUCACCACCACCACCACGGGGCCAUGCUGGCCGCCAGAGGCGGGCUGGGGGACCGCGGCAUCAUGGGCGGUGGAGGCCACAUGGGAGGUGGAGGCGGCGGUGGAGGUGGUGGAGGUGGUGGUGGUGGUGGAAGCCAUCAUGGUGGACAGGCGGAGGAGAUCAACACGAGGGAGGUGGCGCAACGGAUCAGCACGGAGCUGAAGCGGUACAGCAUCCCGCAGGCUGUGUUCGCGCAACGGGUGCUGUGCCGCUCGCAGGGCACGCUGUCCGACCUUCUGCGCAACCCCAAGCCGUGGAGCAAACUGAAGUCGGGCCGCGAGACGUUCCGGCGCAUGUGGAAGUGGCUCCAGGAGCCCGAGUUCCAGAGGAUGUCAGCGCUCAGACUGGCGGCCUGUAAGCGCAAAGAGCAGGAGCAGGGCCGCGACAGCGGCGCCUCGCAGCCCAAGAAGCCGCGCCUCGUCUUCACCGACGUGCAGAGGCGCACGCUGCUUGCCAUCUUCAAGGAGAACCGCCGGCCCUCCAAGGAGAUGCAGGUGACCAUCGCCCAGCAGCUCGGCCUGGAGCUCACCACGGUCAGCAACUUCUUCAUGAACGCGCGGCGCCGCAGCCUCGACAAGUGGCAGGACGAGGGCGGAGGGUUGCUGGGGGCCGCCUCGUCAGGGGCGGGAGCCUCCUCCCAGCAGCCGCCUUCGUCUUCCUCCGUGGCGUCCUGCGGCAGCAGCAAGGCUUGAGGGAGUGUGCGGAGCGUGACGUGAGAUCGGCAGUGGCGAGAGGGAGGGGGCCACUGUUUGUCGUGCGGGAGGCGAAGGGACAGAUGGUGAUGAGUCUUCGCCUGCGCUGACGACCUCGUGAAGAGCAGCCGCACCCCACCGUAACUUCACCUGAGCCGCUCCGCUCCCCCCGCACUCCC
Molecule: messenger RNA, 2084 nt
Organism: Petromyzon marinus (sea lamprey)
Lineage: Eukaryota; Metazoa; Chordata; Hyperoartia; Petromyzontiformes; Petromyzontidae
Product: hepatocyte nuclear factor 6-like
Biological process (GO): regulation of transcription by RNA polymerase II
Cellular component (GO): nucleus
Molecular function (GO): RNA polymerase II cis-regulatory region sequence-specific DNA binding; DNA-binding transcription factor activity, RNA polymerase II-specific
Source: RefSeq, a predicted model, not a curated record